Messenger RNA from Micropterus dolomieu (smallmouth bass), 4581 nucleotides. Its product is annotated as flocculation protein FLO11. The record is from RefSeq and is a predicted model, not a curated record. The coding region runs from base 343 to 2160 and encodes 605 amino acids. Lineage: Eukaryota; Metazoa; Chordata; Actinopteri; Centrarchiformes; Centrarchidae. Gene Ontology annotation, biological process: regulation of transcription by RNA polymerase II. The transcript has 3 exons. Gene Ontology annotation, molecular function: RNA polymerase II cis-regulatory region sequence-specific DNA binding; DNA-binding transcription factor activity, RNA polymerase II-specific.
CCGCUAUUGGCUGACAGUUGUUGAUGAGGCGGGAUCAUUUCAGCGGCGACUGUCAAGAUUGGCAAAGAGCUACGUGCAGGUAAAAGGAACAAGCGACACAAAACAGAAAACAUUUAUCCUGGCAGAAAGCGAAGCGUGCGAUGGAAACAGACCGUCCGGUGAAACCUUUUCGUGCGGCAGAAUCUCAAAGGCAACGCGUUUAAGUCGGUGAAAGAGGAACAACACCUUCAGCUUCUUGGAAGAAAGUGCUGUUGUGUCAACCAUCGCUUGGCUCCCGGGGCACGCUUUGUACAGCAAGAAACUUGGACAGCUGCGCGUUUUCAAGCAAGCCAUCAACAAAGAAUGAAAGCAUUCAAACGAGCUCUGGAAGAAGAGCAUCGCCCGGAGCAGGAGCACUCCUCGGCUGUGUCGGACAGUGAUGACGGCUCCCCGCUCGACCUGUCGGGAAGAGGGCUGUUUGGGAAGCGCCGUCGCCGCGGCAACCUGCCCAAGGAGGCGGUGCAGAUUCUGCGGAGCUGGCUGUACGAGCACCGCUUCAACGCCUACCCGUCGGAGCAGGAGAAGCUCAGCCUGUCGGGCCAGACCAACCUUUCUGUGCUGCAGAUAUGUAACUGGUUCAUCAAUGCACGCCGCCGCCUCCUCCCUGACCUACUUCGCAAGGAUGGCAAAGAUCCCACCAAGUUCACCAUCUCCCGCAAGGUUGGUGGUAAAAGUGAAUGCCACUCGUCUAAUGGAGGCGGAGCCAGUUCUCCAGAAAGCAGCUCUUCUACCGGCUCAUCUCAACAACGCCCAUCGGUCAUCCGCUCUGCCCCUAUGUUGGACCUCAGUCUUCUUGGGAGCACGGCAACAGCAAUUCUGACAGGAGCAGGGUACCCUGGUAAGGAGGGAUCGGUCCAGGCGUUGAUGAGGCUGGACACGCAAAGACUGCUGAGAGAAGCAGAGGAACAGGGUGCGUGUCUCACCAGCACAGCAAUGGCAGCUAGCCCCACCAGUGGCUUCUUCAACACGCCUCCCCCGACUCCCCCCGAGCUCUUCCCUACCCAGGACUUCAGCGACUUGAGGCUCCUGGUCGACGCAGCUCUGCAGAGGGCGGCAGAGCAGGAGAACCUGAAGAGACUCCAGGAGAGCCAGAAGAGACCUACAGAGGCUGUAAAGACUGAACAGGUGGAGGCACAAUGCAGUGCUUACAGCAGUGACAUGGGACCCACGCCGCCUCCAGAGGACAGCCAACAAGUCAUGGAUGCUUCCACGGUGCAGAGUCUGAUGGAGAAGGCUAUGGCUGCUCCAGUGUCAGCUGCAACUCCAGUAAAGGAUCCCGUGCCUCUAUCAUUACCAGCCUCUGUACCAGUCCCAACUACAGUGUUGGUCUCAGCACCAAGACUGUCUCCUCUCACGAUCAAUAAAGUCAUCUGGAGCCCCUUGGAGGAGGACACUGUCAGAGCCUCCAGCCCAAACCAGUCUCCGCUCCUCCCAGCUCAUCUGCCAACCUUAGUGCCAGUGUUAGGAUGGCCGAAUUCUCAGAAACCUGCUUCUGCUCCAGCCCCAAGCUCAGUACUGGCCCCACUGCCCACUACAAGUCCUACAAGUGCACCAGCUACAAGGCCAGUCUCAGUGCCGUCACCAGCUCUUCUCCCAGCCACAAGUUCCACGUCUGUCACCGCUCCAAGCCAGGCUUCUUCCCACACUGCAGCCCUUGUUUCAGCUGCUCCUUCUCCAACCAUCACCUCCUUUACAGCCCCCAAAGGAAUCCCACUUUACCUGCCGUUCCACAAAUCCCCCUUAAUCCCAGUCACAGUUCCAUGUCCAUCACCGGUGUCAACCGUGGAGUCAUCUCCAGCCCCUGUACACACCCCAGUCUUUGCCUCUGCCCAAACUCCAGCUCCUCUCCCCGCCUCAACCCCAACAUCCUCCUCUACACCAACAAGUACACCUCUUCCGGGAUUGGCUUCCCACCUCACUACUCCUCCUCUUCAGCCCUCCACAAGCAGCAGCAGUAUUAGUAGUAGUGCGCAGAGGAAUUCAGCAGUGGUUCCCAGUGUUUGGAGCAUGGUCCAUACUGAUACCAGGCAACCCAGUUCUCUUCAAGUGGUAAAGACCCCCAUCACCACAGUGUGGGGCCCACAGCACAGCCUGCAUGCAGUGAGUGAAACUGUUAACUAGUAGCUGGAAGUUGGCCCCUUUUUUUUUUUUUUUUUUUUUUUUUAAAAAAAAUAAUAAUUUUUUAUAUAUAUAUCUGGGGAGGAGAGAGGUCAAACAUUCCCUUUGGCUGGACAACACUGUAUAUAGGAGAAUGUAUCGUCAUCAGAAGUCCCUUGUUUGUCAUUUAAAGCAUGUGCCUGCAGAAUACAGGGAAUGAAAUGUGUGAGCUGGGACAAACACGAGGGGUUACAGAGACUUGCUGUUUCAAGCAACUUUUUAUUGUUUAAAUAUGCGGUUCUUGAUGGAGGCACCUGCUGGUGAGAACACUUUGAUGCCAUUCCUCGAAAUGAAUUCCUCAGUGCUGAGUAUUGUACAACGAUUUCCACAUUACGGUUUAUGAAUGAGGAAGAAAAAACAUCCCUUAAUUGUGCUAAAUGUCAGUUGGUGUGAUUUUUAGCACCAGCAGUUAGCCUCUUCAGUAGCAGUACUGGACUUUAUUGAAUGUACAAAAGACAUUGAUAUCAAUGGCCAGGCUGCCUAUUACCUAUUCCCCUCCAUGAUGAAAAGGAGGACAACAUCAUAGUCCUCUAUAGUUGUGCAAUUCAAAUGGUUUUUAAAAUAUAUUAUUUAGCCUGUUAUUUACUUCACUACAUUUCCCUUUUUUUACUUGGAGAUGAGCACAAGGGAAAUUGAUUGUACUGCAGCGAGCCUGACUGAUUGACUCGCCUCUAUCACUCCUUGUCUUCCUGUCUUAUGCCCUGCCUGUAGUUAAGGGACUUCAUCGGGCCUCAUGAGUUGUCCACUCAACUACUCGACCCAUGCUGUCACGUAGCACGUAAUUUGUUUGCCAUUUCCAAUCUAUAAAAACAAUCAGUAUUUUCUGCGCUUUCACUGGAAACUAAGCAGAUAUGUUUUGUUACUUUAUGCGACCUCGAUCCGUUGUGUACAGUUUUCAGGGAUUGUUUUUGAGGGGGAGGGCUGUGGAUAUAGGAUGAAUGGGAGAAGGUCACUUAUGGAUAUGUUACAGAAAUCAAUUUCAGUGGAGAGGUGAGCAGCUUGGUGAUCUGAUGACAUGACUCUUGCAGCUCCUCAAAUGAAACAUUACACUUGCUGUAAGACAUGGCGCCUUCAUCUCUUGUGGUGCCAAACACUUUAAAUGUUGGAUCCUCUUAAUUUAAGGGGGUGGGCGUGGGGAACAUAUAAAUUAUCCAGAUUUCCCUGUCGAGUUGGGGCCUUAAGAUUUAGUCAAUGUAUUUCAAACCUGAAUGUCUUAUUAGUGGAAAAAUAAAUUGAUGCGCAUAGUGUCUUGGCAAAAGCAAAUGUAGCAGAUGUACUGAAAUUUGUUGGGGUCAUUUUCCCUGGAAGGUACAGGAGCAUAAAAAUCAAGUUAUUCUACAUCAACGCUUUCCGCCUGUGUUUAGAAAUGGUUUCUAUAGAAUUUCUAAUCAUUCAUAAGCUUUAGUUUCCAUGAAACUGUCUUAGCAUAAACCACAAUAUGUGGCUGAAUGCCAUCUGGACAUCUAGUAACAGUAGCAUCAUGUGGAAAAGUUCCUAUGUGAAUAAUACUAUAGCAGAAUUGGGAGUCCAAUCUCCAGUACUGUCAUGUUUAUCAGUGUCAUUGAAUGGUGCUUGGUUCUGUUACAUUUAGAGAAGACAAAAGGAGAAAAGUUGGUGUUGUCAGAUAACUGCUGAACACUGACCCCAUCAUCCCCAUAAAAACACAUCUUUUUCAUGGCAGAAGUGGGAACUCCAACUCUCCUUGUAUUUCCACUCCUCACUGCCAGUUCUGCUCCGUGGUGAGGAUUUUGUUUCUGGGGUUUUCUUGUGUUACAGGUACUCACUCGAUUGAUGUGCAUUUAUACCUCAAUUUACACAGGUCAUGUCAGGCUUGGGUCAUAUGUAGAAUACUAAGUAUUAAAGUAAUAUUUUUAUUUUUCAUACUACAUCAUGCCACUGUGACAACACCUUAUCUGUUGUGAUACUGGAAAUGGCUGGUUAAAGAUUAGGCAGGCAGGUCUUUUUCUUAACAUAUAUAUAUAUAUAUAUAUAUAUGAUAGCAAGGUUUAUGUGAUUUUUAGAUGCAAAGUGGCGCUCCAAUCAGAGACAGUGAUGAUGCAUGUAAAUAUUUUCAAGGUCAUGUUUCCAUUUUUUUGUUUUGUUUGUAUUGGCAUGAACUUUAUCUCAAACUGUAGUUUCUUUAUAGCCAAAUGCAGUCAAAAAUGUUUUUGAAGCUCAUGUUGUGAAUCAUGACUGACUGUUGGCAGUAUGGCUGACGGCUGUGCCUUAAACCCACGACUGAGGGAUAAUGUCCCUUUUUUUUUGUUUUGUUUUUAUAUAUAUAUAUAUAAAAACUUCUCAAUAGUCUGUGCAAUAUAUGCCUUAAACUUUAAAUGUGUUUUUGUAUAAGCAUUUCAAAGAAAUAAAAGUUCAGUUUUUCAUAAA